Molecule: messenger RNA, 1939 nt
Organism: Aedes albopictus (Asian tiger mosquito)
Lineage: Eukaryota; Metazoa; Arthropoda; Insecta; Diptera; Culicidae
Gene: Tango14
Product: dehydrodolichyl diphosphate synthase complex subunit nus1
Exons: 2
Coding region: 240-1079 (279 amino acids)
Cellular component (GO): dehydrodolichyl diphosphate synthase complex; endoplasmic reticulum membrane
Molecular function (GO): ditrans,polycis-polyprenyl diphosphate synthase [(2E,6E)-farnesyl diphosphate specific] activity
Source: RefSeq, a predicted model, not a curated record
CGGUGACGUUUUCGUAAACGGAGAGGCAGAAAAGAUCACGCACCCACCGGACCGCAGUCGCACAGUCGGGAAUCGGAUCAGGAAUCGUGCCCGUCGGAACGUAUACUAGGUCGCAGAAAAAGUUUGUGUGGAAGUAGUGAUAACAAUCCGAACCUCCUCCCAGCAAUGGGUUGCUUCUGAUAGUGGCGGAAGCAACAAAGCCAUUGGGAGCAAUACGGGUGCCUAGGACAACAGGUACCAUGUCGACGACCAAAGAAGUGCAUUCGUCGAGUCUGCCGGCGAGGCUGGUCCUAUCGCUGGUGCAUUUACUAUACAGCUUGUUUCUGCAGCUACUGCUGGGUUUCGGCUGGGUCCGACGGAGGCUGAGUGCCAGCCAGAGGAGGCUUUUGCUUCACAACGAGGAGCCGGAAUGUUCCGGUGAGGAUCUGCGCUUCGAGAACGAUGUCAUCGAAUAUGAUGUACGGAGCCUGGAUAAGAUUCCUUCGCAUUUGGUGGUGAUGCUGGGUCCGGAGGAACCGGAAUAUCGGCAACUGGCCAGGUUUAUCUUUUGGUCCAUGGCCGCCGGCGUGGGACACGUUAGCUUCUACGAUCAUCGGGGAACCCUGAAGCGCAACCACCACAAGAUGCUAAAUUUCGUUAGCCAACAUCCCCGCGGCGAGAGCGAUCAGAUAGUGUGGACACCUCAGCUUAAAACCGCCAGCGGACUGCUGCCCCCGCGGAAUGGCUAUCGGCGGCGCGUGGUAGUCAGCUUUUUCUCUCCGGAAGAUGGUAAACACACCCUGGUGCAAACCGCACAAGCAAUUAGCCAUCAGCUGCGCACCGGUGUCGUGGCCUCCCCAGCAGACAUCACGCCGGACCUGGUGGACCAAAACCUCCGGAAUCGGUUCCAUCACAUUCCGGAUCCGGAUUUGGCCGUGUACUUCGGCUCGGUGUGCUCCACCUACGGAAUGCUUCCGUGGCAGAUUCGACUGACGGAGUUUCUUCCUUUGGGAGAGACCCGACUGCAGGAUGUGAAACCGGACCAUUUUAUGAACUGUCUGUACCGGUUUGCCAAGUGUGAACAGCGAUUCGGGAAGUGAUCCACUGCUGGAGUUCUCCAUGCCACGGAGCGCCGGUAGGUACUCUGCCUCAUGUUUUCCUUCGUCGAUUAUAUGGCAGCCCAAUAAAAGUAGAAUUUGAAGAAGGGAAGCAAUUAAGUGUGAAAAGUCAGUGAAAUAAUUAAAAAUUAGCAAUAGUUUAGUAGGAAAAAACGACGAAAAGAAACAAAAAACAAAUAAGUACUAAAAUGAGAAAACAAACAGGUAACUACCAAAAAAUUAAAGGUUAAGAAAAGUGAAAAUGAACACUAUAAAUUAUGAAAAAAAAUGUCAAAGAAAAGAAGAUAACCAGUAAAAUGAUAAGAAAAUCGCAUUAGGAAGAUAUCACAAAAAAUAAUGGAGAAAUAAACAAUCUCAAGAAUUGAAAUAGCAGUUGUUCCUUAACCUCCCAAUUGUCGUUUCAUACUAAACUAUUGCUCAAUUUCAAAAAUUGUUCUACUGAUUGCUUUUACAUUCAACGAACACUGAACGCUAUCCCUUCUCCGAGUACCAUUAUGUCCUUCGAGUAUACCGUAUAAACAUCCGGUUGUCUAAUGUGUAAAUAUUGCGUCUGUUUCUGAGGAACGGAACGAAGAUGCAUUCCCCUCUCCCAAUUUUGAAUAUAUAAGGUAAUCCACUAGUGAGAAUUCAUUUAAGACAUUAGGGUACACUUUUUGUCGAAAUAUGCAUUUGCCAGAGGAAUGCAAGUAAAAGUCAGGAACUAUCAUCAUCCAUCGUCGUAGAUAUUAAUUGUAAGAAACGGGAAUGGAACCAGUUACACGUGGGCGGAUAAUAUUACAUCAUUUCCGGGUAAUUGAUUGUGUAUAGCUAAAUAAAGUUAAUGUGAAUGAGAUAGUAAACCA